Messenger RNA from Archocentrus centrarchus (flier cichlid), 12047 nucleotides. It is a transcript of the gene zzef1, whose product is annotated as zinc finger, ZZ-type with EF hand domain 1. Gene Ontology annotation, molecular function: calcium ion binding; zinc ion binding. NCBI's taxonomy places the organism in Eukaryota, Metazoa, Chordata, Actinopteri, Cichliformes, Cichlidae. The transcript is spliced from 54 exons. Bases 155 to 9268 code for a protein of 3037 amino acids. The record is from RefSeq and is a predicted model, not a curated record.
UACAGUGCGUCAAUGCGGUAGUAGUGAGGAGUAGAACUCUCGCUGUAGGUUAACGUAGGAGGGGGUCUGUGUACAGACCGGUACAACCGUUUCGAAACUGACGCCCAGUGGGCCGCAGAGGUUUUCAGGGGAGUCUUAGGUCGGCGAAACAAACAUGGGGAACGCAGAGAGCGGCUGCGGCGGAGGCAGCGGCGACGAGGAAGACAUAGAAACUGAGAGCCCCGGCUUCGCGGAAGACGGUCCGGCCUCUGCGGCCGCUGGCGGCGGCGGUGUCGGAGGCAGUGGAGGCUCGGGUUGUGGCAGGAGCGGAAGGGGAUCGAAUAACCAACUCGUGCCCACCGCUGGACCACCCAGUCCCGGGGUCCUCUUGGAGCAAGUGAAACUGAGAGAAGCGGCGGCUCGUAUUAGCGACUCGGGAGUCGCCAUUCACGAGUCUGUCCUGGCCGGGAAUGAGGGUGUCCUGAUACGGUGGCUGGAGGACCGGUUAAACCGAGGAGAAGAGUCCGUCAAUGUAGAACAGUUUUGUGAGAUGUUGGAAAGCAGAGAUGCCCCGAGGGACGAGUGUGAAGAGGCCUUUGGUCAGUUUGAUGCAGAGGGGGAUGGAGUGGUGGACAUAGAGAGCAUGCUGAUUGCUCUGAAGAACUCCAAUGGAGCUAAUCUACAGGGAGAGCUGAGUAAUGUAAUAAGACAGCUUCAGGCUUGCUCUCUUACCCCAGGUUUUGUGGACAUAUUCUCCAAGACCAAAGACCGAUUAGGAGCACAUGCCUCUAAGAUUCUUAAAUUCUUACACAGGAAUCGUAUUCCCAGCAGUGCCAUCCCUUUCCCUAUUUUAGAGGGCUACAACAGUAUCUGCACCAUGAGGUCUAGUGUGGUCCAGGACUUCUUAGAAUUCCUCUUGCAGAAGGAGAAAGAUUUAGAUAUUCAGUACAGAGCAGAGCUGGACCGUGAUCCGGAUGUAGACAAGGUCAAGGUUGUGACACAGUGCUACAGCACAAUAGAGGCUUCAUCCAAUGUUAGUGACAUUUACAAGAUGACAAAUGGGGAAACGGCGUCUUUCUGGCAGUCGGACGGCAGCGCUCGCUCACACUGGAUACGACUGAAAAUGAAACCUGACGUUGUGUUGAGACGUUUGGCCAUUGCCGUGGCCUCUAACGACCACAGCUACAUGCCUCAGCUGGUCUCUGUCGCUGUGGGGAAAAACCGGAGGUCUUUGCAGGAGAUCAGAGACAUCCGCAUCCCUAGCAAUGUCACAGGCUAUGUAGCUCUCUUGGAGAAUGCCAACAUCACACACCCAUACGUCCAAAUCAACAUUAAGCGGUGCCUGAGUGACGGAUGUGACACGCGGAUUCAUGGGUUGAAGACGCUGGGUUAUCAGAUUACCAAGAGUAAAGAGGUGUCCGUUUCGGAUGCUUCAGCCAUCUGGUACCUGUCUCUCCUCACCUCACUGGUCACUGCAUCUAUGGAGACCAACCCUGCACUUGCUCAGACUGUCCUUCAGAGCACACAAAAAGCCUUACGUCAUAUGCCACCGUUGUCCCUUACACCGUCAUCCACAGAGUUCCCCAAGUUCUUUUCUGUGAACAUCUUGGAGGAGGUGGAUGGAUUUCUCCUCAGGAUAGCAGAUUGUUGUGUGAGUCCUGAUGCAGAAUUGACCCUUCUGGCCUUUGCCCUGGCCCGAGGGAGUGUGGCAAAAGUAAUCCAGGCCCUGUCCUGCAUCAGUGAUCAUUUAGAGACUAAAUACAGGGCCUCUUCCCUCAUUGUCUCUAUGGCCUCAGUUCGACUAAGACUGCUGUAUCGCAAUGGGAAGCCCCUCCAGCUGCACUUACAGGCCUGUGAUGUAAAGAGCAAAGAUGAGAAGUCAGGACCAGAGAAUAUGCUAACAGAGUCUUCCACUGGAGACGGUUUUCUCACGGAAGCCGGCCGGUUGAAAGCGAGCGUAAUCCUCUCUACAGAGGACCAGAGCAACUUCCAGGUCACUCAGAUAAAGAUCAAAGUGCGAAAAGGAACCAUUGGAGCAAAAUGUGGCCUGGUGUUUGCAUAUAAGGAGGAGGACCCUUUUGAUGCAGAGAAACAUUUCAAAAGGUUCAAACAAUUUCACUGCUGGGACUACAAGGACUUCAAAGAGUUUGUACAAAACAGUGCGAGGAUUCCAACGCAGAGUGAAGACGAGCCGAUUGGCUGGUUUGAGCUGGAGGAUGACUGGAACGAUGUGGAGAUCAAGCUGCAGCAGUGUCGUGUUGCAAAGUUUCUGAUGGUGAAGUUCCUGUGCACCAGGCAGGACAAUGCUGAGCGUCUUGGUGUGCAGUCCCUCAGCUUCAGUGGCUACUUGUGCCCUGGGACAGAGAGGCUAGCAGACCUGGAUGACCUUAGUCCAAAAGCAGAGAGCUUUGACCAUGAUGCUAUUACUGGCCUUUGCCUGCUAAACAAGACGCUCUUCUUCAUACAGCAGCUUACACGAGACAUGGAUGGCUCUCACUGCAAGCAGAAGUAUCUUUUGGAGUUCAGUGGUCUCAGCCUGAACCUCUUCUGGAACUUCUACAGUAAACUCAGGGAGAUUGAGGGAGAGGAGGUGCUGAAGAGCAGAGUUCUUCUGCUCCAGUUGAUGCAGAACUGCUUCCCCAUGCUGCCCAACCCACUGGAGCCUCAGGGCAAAGAGGAGAGAAGAGUGUCAGAUGAAGGUGCCGCAGCAACUUGUCUAUCCACACCCACCAGUGGAGAGGAUCUUAAUGGCUCUAUGAGGGCUGUGUGGGAGCUCUACACUCACCUCUGUCACAUUGUGGACAGUCCAGAAGGUGAGACGUCAGUGGAAAAAGCGUUGCACAAGGAAGCAGUCAAGGCUGUUCUUAACGGAGCAGCUGUUUUCUUCCCUGAUAAACAUGUCAGGCGAGACAAACUCUUUUACAUGAUGAAAAAUAUUACAGAAGAGGAUCAGCCAGAGUCGGUGAAGGUGACAUUUGAGUCGCUUUGUAAUUACUUCAGUGAUCAGGAUCCAAGUGGCCUUCUCCUGCUCCCUCCUAAAGGAGCUCCCUCAGACUUUGACAUCAGCCCAAUACUCUCAGUCAUGGAGACGCUGCUACUAGUUGCAACAAGGGAGUGUGAAGUCAUAAUGGUGGAUGAGAGCGGUGGAGCCAGCAGAUCAGUCCUGCUGUCGUUGUUCUGGGCUCUGCAGGGCAGUCUGCUCUCCUGGUGCUACUUGCAGCUCAAAGGAGGAGCGUCCACAGCCAUCGCAAUGGAGCUAGCCAGAGAUAUCCUGCUAAAAUAUGUGGAUCAGUUCUUGGGAAGUGUCAAAGCGACUCUUGGGUCACUGGUGGAGAGGUACACUGGAGCUGAAAUUUCUGACAAAUUGGGCAGCUCCAUCCUAGCCACAGUCUUCAGACAACUGAUGAUCUUCCUCUUGGAGCUGUGCCCUUUGGACAUCCCCCACAGCAUGCUGCUGAAAAGCUUCUCCUCUCUGGUUGAACUGCUCAAACGCCUGUCAAGUGACACUGGAGACAUCUUUUCUAAGGUGGAUCAAGAGAGCUGGCACCAACCUCAGCAGCCAGUAGUGCUGAGGACCUGGAACAUGGAGUCUCCUCACAACUACGAGAACAGCCGCCACGAGACGAGCAUCUUCGCCUGCCCUGGUGCGACCUCAUUUGAGGUGGAGUUUGAUGAACGUUGUGAAACAGAGAAGAGAUAUGACUACUUAGAAUUAACAGAUUCUAGAGGCGGGAAGGUCCGCUAUGACAUGAAGGUUGGAACUGAGAAGUGGCCAAAGAAAGUGACAUUUGACACUGGCCCUCAGCUGCAGUUCCUCUUCCACUCUGAUAGUAGCAAUAAUGAGUGGGGUUAUAAGUUCACUGUGACAGCCCUGGGUUUACCUGACAUCACCAUUUCUUGGAUGUCGGACCUGCAGCUGCUGGUGGCUCGUCUGAUGGGUCGCCUUGCGUCCAGAACCCUGGCAUUGAAAUCCCCUCAUGAGGUUCGCAGUGUGAAGGAACUUCCACCUGGGAAAAUGUCCCAUGUUCAGUCUUCACCAUUAUGGAAACCCAUCCUGAGACAUGGGCUGUGUGAAACCAGGGAGGCAAAUCGGACUAAAAGGGUCACAGACCAGACAAACACAUGGACUCUUGAUGAGUUAAUGGUCUUCCUGGAGGACUUUGCCCGUUGGAACCCUUCACAGGAACAAGCAGACAGUAGAACAGAGCUGAUGAGGACGCUCAUGCAGUCUUGCAGGAAACAGACAAUGAGGAAUGAGAUUACUGCCGGAUCAAAGAUAGACCAAGCUGUGAAUGCCAUUUGGGCAGCCAUGGUGUACCACACACCAGUCCUCAGCCUUGCACUACAUAGCUUUGUUAAUCAGGACUGCAAAUCCUGUCUGGCUGAAGAGUUUGUGCAGGUGUAUUCACUGGCAGAAAGCAUCAGAACUUGGAUGCUGGAGAUGAAACAGAGAUACCUCGUUGGCAAAAUGAAUAUUCCUGAUGAGAAAGAAGGUGGUCCUGAUGAAGUUACCAUGGAGAUGCUUGCUGAGAUGUGCAUUGAGAAAAGCCUCUUGCUGUUCCGAUUUGGUCCUUGUGGAGUUCCGUGCCAGGUUAGUGACUCUUCCAAAGCUGCAGAGAGCAGUAGUGCUCCACUUCUCCGAUCAAGUUCCAUCUCAGAAGGGGAUUUCCAAGCCAGCCCAUCUCUGGGACCUCAGACCGCAGGGUCCGAGGAAACCUGUGAGUCCAAGUCUGGACAGAAUCAGUCAUCCAGCACUCAAAUUCCAAACUUAACUUCAUGUGGGCACAGCAGGCGAGGCCAUCGAGGCUCAACAGAGAGUCUCUCACCUCAGCCUGGGGAGCCAGCCUCACCCUCCGCCUUCCCCCGUAAAGCUCCAUUCAGUCGGGCACGCCUGCGUCUCCUGUCCUGUCGCUCUAUAGAAGAGCCCCGGAUGACCCCCACAGUCAAGGAUCGCUACCCAAUACUCAAACACAUCGUAAACUUCAUAAAGGACCAGGCUCUCACAACAGCAAGCAUUCUGCAGACGCUGUCCCUGAACAAAGCACAGGCUCUGAGCGUGUGCAAGGUGCUGGAGAUGGUUCAGCAGUGUUUAUGUUCCAUGGGACAGCCACACCUCUUCCAAGCCCCGUGUAUCCUGUUCCUACAGGAGCUGCUGGCAUGCCAGAAAGACUUCACUUGUUAUUUCUCUCAGUUGUCAGACAGCGGUCAAAAGUUGGGAGAGGAGGUGAGGCGUUCCUACCAUCAGUUGGUGCUCAUGCUGGUCGAGGCAGUGCAGGGCUUCAGCAGCCUCAAUGAGAAAGCUUUUCUGCCGGCCCUGUCAUGUGUGCAGACCUGCUUGCUGCACCUCCUAGACAUGAACUGGGAGGCACACGAUCUUCCUUUCUUCCUGAGCAUCAAGCUUCCUGACCUCCUCCUCAGCAUGUCUCAGGAGAACAUCAGUGUUCAUGACACUGCCAUCAGUAAGUGGACAGAGGAGGAUGAGAUCGCAGACUACAAGAAGAACCAGGAGUGGAUGGAUGAGUGCAUGGAUGGGAUGUUUGAAAAGUGGUAUGACAAAAUUGAUGAGGAGGAAUCCAUGGAGGACAGGAGAAAGAUGCACAUGUUCAUUGCACGUUACUGUGACCUGCUCAAUGUUGUGAUCUCCUGUGAUGGCUGUGAGAGGAUGGCACCUUGGCACCGCUACCGAUGUCUGCAGUGCAUGGACAUGGACCUCUGCAAGACCUGCUUCCUCAGUGGUGCCAAGCCUGAAGGCCACGAGGAUGAUCAUGAGAUGGUAAACAUGGAGUAUGCCUGUGAUCAUUGCCAGGGGCUCGUUGUAGGCAGCAGGAUAAACUGCAAUGUGUGUGAAGACUUCGACCUGUGCUUUGGUUGUUACAAUGCAAAGAAGUAUCCUGACAGCCACCUGCCCACCCAUCGGAUCACAGUGUACCCAAUGGUGACCAUACGAAUCAGUGAUCGCCACCGUCUGAUCCAGCCCUACAUUCACAACUACUCCUGGCUGCUGUUUGCUGCUUUGGCCUUGUACACAUCAGAGCUGAGCAGUGAGAAGCAAACGGAUGGAGAGACUUUGGACAGUGACACUUUGAACAUUGCCAAAGCCCUGCAGACACACUGUUCCCAGCUCAUCACUGACUGCUUGCUCAAAGGGCAGACUGGCAAAGGUCUCCGUUCCUCUGCUUUGCUGGCUCUGCUGUCUGCUAAUGAUUCUGCCUCUGAUAGUGAGCUAUGUCCAGUCUCUCCCGAGUCCUCUCAAGAGCUCAGUACAGCCACCGACACCUCCUCCCUCCCUGGAAGCACAGCAGCAGUCUGCUCUCCUUCAUCUCCCAAGGACAAGGGUAAACCAUCAGAUGAGGAGAAAAAGGCAGAGGAGGUGAGCUCUCCUCCUGCUCAUCCAGAGUUGUCACUACUUCCAAGCAGUGGACCAGGGGACAAAAAGAAGCUGGUCACUCAAGACACCGUAGACUCAGCCAGACUCAGCCAGACUCCUUCUGUGUCCAGCGAAGACCCCCUCUCUCCUGUGGUCCGAUAUUCUGAACCAGGAGCAGUCAACUCCCCAACAUCUGAUGUUGUCAAGGAAACAGAUGAUAGGCUGCCCCCGGUUCCCCUUCAGGAGCAUGUGUUCUCAGAGUGCUCAAGAGAGAGGAUCCUGGGACUACUUGCAGCCAUGCUUCCUCCAGCCAAACCAGGCUGCUCCCUGUCUCUGCCCAGUCUGAACUCCAUCCUGCCCCAGCUUUUCAGGGCAGUCAUUUCCAAUGCCGGCUCUCUCAAUGAGACCUACCACCUCACCUUAGGCCUCCUGGGUCAGCUGCUGCUCCGGAUCCCUCCAGCGGAGGCUGACACUGCUGUCACAGAGGCUCUGGCUGACAAGUAUGAGUUGCUGAUACAAGGAGAGACAUCCUGUUCAGACAUCCAGGGCUGGAAGAUCAUACAGCUGCUUUUCAGCCUUGGGGCUGUCUGUUUAGACAGUCGCAUUGGUCUGGAUUGGGCGUGCACGGUGGCAGACAUUUUGCACAGUCUGAAUGCUUGCCCUGAGUGGUGCACAAUCAUCGCUGCUUUCACUGACCACUGCAUUCAGCAGCUGCCACAAACUCUGAAACGCACCAACCUGUUCACGCUGCUGGUGCUGGUGGGGUUCCCUGAGGUGCUGUGCGUGGGCACCCAGACGGUGUUUAUCGACAACGCCAAUGAAAAGCACAACAUGAUCUUGCUCAAACACUUCACAGAAAAGAACCACGCCGCAGUGGUGGAUGUUAAAACACGCAAGAGGAAAACGGUGAAGGACUACCAACUCAUUCAGUCUCAGGAUUCUUGCACAGCCGGCCUACCAGGGCAGCCAGAGGGCCAAGGCUGCCCAAAGACCCUGCUCAGUCGCUACCUGGGCAAUUUCACCGCCAUUAUCAGCCACCUACUGCAGACAAACCAGGACAAUGGCUCUUCUGAUGCUGUGGAGGCUUCCUGGGUCCUGUCUUUGGCCCUUAAAGGCCUCUACAACACACUCAAGAAGCACGGGGUGGAGCACGCACACGAAGCUAUCCAGCAGUCAGGUCUGACUCAGCUGCUUGUGAGGAAGUGCAGUAAGGGGACCGGCUUCAGCAAGCUGUGGUUGCUGCGUGAUCUGGAGAUUCUCUCCAUCAUGCUCUACUCCUCAAAGAGGGAGAUCCAUUCCAUGGCACAAGACCCGGAGCGAGACCAAAGAGAGCAGGACAAGGAGCAUGACUCGGACCACUCCAGCUGCUGUGCUGAUGACACCGAGGUCAGCAAGCCUGACCCCUUGGAGGGUCUCGAUGAGGAGACAAAGAUUUGCUUCCAGAUCACCCAUGAUGCCUUAAACGCCCCUUUGCCCAUCCUGCGAGCUAUGUAUGAGCUGCAGAUGAAAAGGACCGACUCAUUCUUCCUGGAGGUCCAGAAAAGAUUUGAUGGAGAAGAAAUAAAAACAGAUGAGACAAUCCGUACGCUGGCCCAGAAGUGGCAAUCUAGCAGGCGACCACGGUCUGAGGAGAGGAACACCAAGGCUGUGGACACUGAUAUGAUUGUGGUGUCUUGCAUGUCUAAACCCAGUCACUGUGAAAAGGCCACAGAGGAAAUCAACGUAGUGGCCCAGAAGCUCAUCACCAAUUCAGAGAGUGACCUGCAGCUCAGCUAUGCCAAACAGAGACGCACCAAAAGCUCGGCUCUGUUGCACAAAGAACUGGAUGUGCGCAGCAAUCGAGCAGUUCGCCAAUACUUGGUGAAGGUGAACCAGGCCAUCGCUACACUGUACGCUCGCCAUGUGCUGGCAUCACUGCUGGCUGACUGGCCCACGGAUGCACCUCUGAAUGAGGAGGCCCUGGAACUGAACGGGGCCUCGCACAUGGCUUACAUCCUGGACAUGCUGAUGCAGCUGGAGGAGAGGCCGUUAUGGGAGAAGAUUCUUCAGAGGGUGCUGAAGGGUUGCAGCCAGAGUAUGCUUUGCAGUCUUUCUCUCACAGCUUGUCAGUUCAUGGAGGAGCCUGGUAUGGCGGUGCAGGUCAGAGAGUCCAAACAUCCAUAUGAUAACAACACCAGCUUUGAGGACAAGGUGCACAUCCCCGGUGCCAUUUACCUGUCCAUAAAAUUUGAUUCCCGCUGCUACACAGAGGAAGGCUGUGAUGAGCUCAUCAUGUCUAGCAGUAGUGAUUUUGUCCAGGAUGUCCACAACUUUAGUGGAUCUCCACAGAAAUGGUCUGAUUUUGAAAUCCCCGGCGAUACCCUGUACUACAGAUUCAUGUCAGACAUGAGCAACACAGAGUGGGGCUACAAGUUUACUGUAACCGGUGGACAUAGGGGACGUUUUCAGACAGGGUUUGAGAUAUUGAAGCAAAUGUUAGCUGAUGACCAAGUCCUCAGCCAACUGCCACUAGCUGACAUUUGGGAGUGGCAAGUGGGUGUGGCCUGUCGGCAGACUGGGAACCAGCGACUCAGAGCCGUUCACCUGUUGCUCCGUCUGCUGCAGUGUCAGUCCCAGACAGCCUGUGAGCUGAUGCUGCUGCGACCUCUGUGGCAGCUCUUCAUGUCUAUGGAAAACAGCCUGAGCCAGGAUCCCACCAGUAUCACUGUGCUGCUGCCUCUACACAGAGCUCUCACUGAACUCUUCUUUAUCGCAGAGGCCCGUGCAAUCGCACAGGGCACCCUCCAGGAGUACUUGUUAGCCAUGACCACUGAUGAGCAGCUCCUCAAUCACACUGCAGUGGCUCUGAAGAAUAUCGCUGCCAUCAGCCUGGCUAUCAAUUACCCCAAUAAAUCUACUAAGCUACUCAACGUGUCCCCUUGAAGAGGACCUGAGGGAAGGAGGAGGAGAAUAACUUGAAGGGGACGCAUCCUGACUCUGCUUGUUCACUGAACAAGGAACAGAGAUUUGGAGAAAAACCUCGCCUACCAUCUAAUGCUUUUCUUCUAACAGGACCCCCCCGCCACACACACACACACACACACACAAACACACGCCCCCUCUCUCUUAGAUGGUAGCUCACAGUGCAGCACUGUGGACAUGAGCUGGGGAGGGGGGGGGGAAGGGGGGACUCAAAAAGCACUUUCCACACUUAUUCACAAUCCUUUUUGCCUUAGGGGAAUCCAUUAUAUCAGCAUGUGCAUUCACUGCAGCAGGAACAAUUCUAGGGUGUAUUUAUUUUAUUUUAUUUUUUUUUUUUACUUGAAGAGUCUGUGCUAAAUGACAUGAAGUGUGCCAAAUCUGCAACCUUCAAGGGGAAGUAUUACUCCUAAUCCCCCCCCCCCCCCCCGUCAGUUGCGUAAGCACCUUUCAGACAUGGGAUACCUAACAUUGCUGGCUUCAUCGAUCUCUUAAAUUCUAAUAGGUCACUUCUGCGUUAAUGUUAAUGACAGAGAGACCAUUCAUACAUGCACAAUAUUUCCACAUGUGCAAAAGACUUGUGGCAGUAUGUAUUAUUAGUAUGGCAUCUAGGGAAAAGUAACCACACUUGUGAAUGUUUAGUUCUCUGGCAGUGUCACUAAGCAGGAUGCCGCUUUCUCUCUGUCAGUGUUUGAGUACUGCAGGGUGUGACUGAGAGAGUUAAACCCCACCCCCACACAGAAGCAGUGAGAGGUCUCUCUCUUCUGGUUUAAAAAUAUUUAAAAAAUACAUCAUACAGGAAUGAUUUACUCCAUUUGCUAAUAAGAAAGAAGAGGUAGUAAGAUAAAAUGUCAUUAUGUACACGUUAUUACUGCUAAGGGCAUUCUUCAGUGACGUGAUUAACUCACAGAGAUGCAUGAAGGACACGUGCAGUCCUAAUCUUGUGCAGGCACGCCCUCUAAUGUGACGGCACACAUUUGGACUGGAGCUGCGAAUUGAUACGUGCAUAUUACAGUGUCUGAUUCGCGACUUUCAUGGAAAAGUGGCCAGGCUGUACAUUCAGACAUGAAGGCAUGCUGUUCAGGUGUGGUCAGAUGACCGGAAAGGAGUUCAUGUCUGAGAGGGGCUUCAGUUGGUCGUGGAGAAAACAGGUCACCUUGGCAACUUGCAUGUCUCGGUGGACAUGUGGAGCAUCCUAAAAAUACUGUCCAGGACAUUUGAGUCUCAUUAGUCACCACAGAGAGAAAGUAAUGACCUACUAGCUAAUCCUACUCCAUCCUUCCUUGCCUCCUCCUUUCCUUUUUCUCCUGUGCCUGCUUUUCUUCUCACUCACCUUCUCUCAUUUCCCCUCCCUGUUUACACUUUACCUUUUCAGACAAUAUCAGUCGAUGAUGGUGUUUUAUUGGGCUGUCAUUGAAAUGUAAAAUCAGCAUGUCACCAUAAAAUAUCCUGCACAUAUAUCUGAUCUAUGUAUAAAGGGAACUAAGGCACACUGCAGAACUGGGUGUCAGUUUGCAGGACAAACUCACAAUAGCCAUAGUGUUUGCAUAGGAUGGGAAUGAAAAUUACAGCUGAGGGAAAACUGUGACAAUAUGCUAUUUCAGUGCAUUCCUCUGUCAUUCUAUCAAGAUGUUUAAAUAUUUUCAUUCUAUUACUAUUUUCUGGAAGACUAUGACGAUGUCAGACGAUAUUCUUGGAAAUGAAUAACACAAAAUUUGAAUGAAAUGCGCCCAGUCCCUUAAAGGCCUCGAGUUUUAUAGCGGAUUCCCUGGAACACAGUGCUCUGAAGUGAAUUUGAUAAAAGUGUAAAAUAGACAUGUUAUCCCACUUACUCAACGGAAACGCAUCGGGAAGCUACGAGAGUCGAAUUCUUUCAUACAGAAUUACCUCAUCUUUUGUAAUUCCACGUUUAUUCAGUGUGAUGCUUCCUAAAUGUGUAACCUGACUUUCGAUCACACUAACCCCGCCGACUCAUCAUACGCGCCUGUAGCCACGUCAGACUUUCACUUCAGAGAAGGCACUGAGUCUUGCAUGCUGAUGAAUCUAAACGGCGAUUUUUAAGGACGGUGACUAAACAUUGAUUGAUUUCCAAUCAUUAUUUAAGUACAUUUCAGAAAGAGGUGAUGCUUUGAGUUGUAGGAAGGCAUGGUAGUUUUAUACCAAAGAAACUCAAUCAUAGUGAGCCAUGGAACAUCUGUGAGAGAGCUCCUGGUAGAGUUCAUUCUGUUUUUCACAUAUCCGACAGCCACCCUGUGAGGAGCUGGAGCAGAGGAAACCUUUAGACAUUGUUUUUUCUUUUUGUGUAUUUUCUUUUUUUUUUAUCUUUUAUGUUUGAAGUGGCCCCCACGUGGACUGCAGGAUAGCUUGGUGCUUUUGUUUACACAAACAUCAGCUGCAGCGAGGAAAGGGGAAGACGUGCACGGCCUCCAUCGGGCUUCUACAACGCCUCACCUAUCUACAAUGUGCCUAUGGUUAAAAAUGAAGCAAUCAUAAUUUAACUCAUGUUACUGGAGUUCUUAUUAAUUAUAUUUUAAAAGAGAAAUAUAUUGUUUAAUUUGAGGGGGUUUUUGUAACUUUUUACUUUUAAUGUUGCUUUUCUUUUUGCGAGGAUGCUUGAUAUUUGAGGCUGACUAAUUUGAAUGUACAUAUCUGUGAAUAUUGCACAGAAAAAAGGAAAAAAAAAAAAAAAAAAAGACUUUGAUAUCAACCCCUUACAAAUCAAUCUUUACCGGGCACUAACGUU